Molecule: messenger RNA, 1493 nt
Organism: Periconia digitata
Lineage: Eukaryota; Fungi; Ascomycota; Dothideomycetes; Pleosporales; Periconiaceae
Source: the annotation of a GenBank genome assembly
GUGUGUGAUGCAAAGACCUCGCACGCAUUGCCCGAAUGGUGGGAAGAAAUCGCUAUUGAUGCUCCAGCUACACAGAACUCCAAUGUGACAUACUCAUUGCCCAAUCAAAGUAAGAAGCAUCGAUCCACCCUUCGAACCCUUUCAUCUAAGAGUCUUCUGCAACGCAUUGAUAGUACCAUUCUACAAAGCAACUUAGCAGAAGCAACUGGGAGACAUUCAGCUCACGUCGAGAGCCCGUCCAAGGUUUUCCAUCAUAAUAUCCUCCGCACUGGUAGUACAGCGGUACAGGGCAUCUGGUGCUACUCGGUCCCGUCUCCUCGCCAGUCGUAGUCUUGGUCGGCUUCUCCGUAGACUUGGAGGUUGUUGUAGGUUUAGACGUCGUUGUGGGCUUUGUGGUUGGCUUCGUCGUCGUUGGUUUUUCCGUGGUUUUCGUCGUCGUGGGCUUCUCCGUUGUCUUUGUAGUCUACAGGCUACGUUAGAACAAGAACUGUAUACAAUCUGAAGAAUCGUAGCUCACUUUACUAGGGGUGGAUGUAGUCAUAGUCGGUGCCGUACACCAGCCGGGUUUGCUUGUCGUGGGUUUCUGUGUUGGCUCUGCGCAGUCAAAUCCGGCGCAUGUAGUGAACGUGAUUCCUCCUUCAUCCUGACGUCCCCGCAGAGGAUUUGCUGGGGCCUGUGAUGGAUAUGAGUUGCUGCGAGACCAUACGCUGAGCAUGGUUGGUAGGGGAUCAACUCACUGCAAUGCAUGAUGCUGAAAAGACCGCAAUGAGCAAGUAAUUAACAGGAUAAAGCAUGAUGGUCGGUCGGUCUACUGAACUGUGACUGGCAAACUUAUGUGAUUGAUUCAAGCGAGGUUGAAGAAGAUAGACUGUUUGAGUAUCCCAUCCUAAGGUUUUAUAUAGGCGUCCUAAGACGUGAACGUGAGCAGGACCAGCCCUAUUCCUGAUCCGAACGCAUGCUGGAAACGUCAAUAUAUUGCUUAGAGCGGCCUACUCCUCGUGUUCGUGUUCUAGUAGCGCGAGAGUCUGCAACGUUCUAGUCUUCGUCCAUUUGAUGGUACCUUAGACGAUGUAUCUGCAGGCUUGGGGGCCGGGGCUAACAUGUCGAAACCAAGCCUCCACGCCAUAGCCGGCUUGUGAAUACUAGGAAUUUUUAUUAUACAAUCGAUCGUUCCAAUUGCACAUGCUGCAAAGAUUAGUAUCAUGUUCCGUGACUAUCAUUUAAUAGUUCAGAUUUGGCAGUGUUUGUAUACGUGGUGAACAGAGCAGCUAAGGCACUGACAUGAUCAGCACAAUAUGCAUACGCAUGUACGAAGUACGGUGCAAGACCGACCUCAACGGUUGGAGGUCGUAGGAUCCGACUUUCUUUCCCGGACCCAGGUCAAAAACACCGGAAGCUAUUUUUGUCGUCUGAGAGGUUUAUCUUGGUACGUACCAUUUACCCGCAAAUUGGCCAAAUUGACCUUGAGUGUACCCCUGCCCAAGCCGCAAUAA